This is a messenger RNA of Tinamus guttatus (white-throated tinamou), 424 nucleotides long. RefSeq names its product cytidine deaminase (gene CDA). Lineage: Eukaryota; Metazoa; Chordata; Aves; Tinamiformes; Tinamidae. Gene Ontology annotation, cellular component: cytosol. Gene Ontology annotation, molecular function: zinc ion binding; cytidine deaminase activity. The record is from RefSeq and is a predicted model, not a curated record.
AUGGAGCCGGCGGAGGCCGAACGCCUGGGCCCGCUGCUGCUGCAGCGCAGCCGGGAGGCCAAGGCGGCCGCGUACUGCCCCUACAGCCGCUUCGCCCGGGGCGCCGCGCUCACCGCCGGCGGGCAGAUCUUCUCCGGAUGCAACGUGGAAAACGCCUGCUACAGCCUGGGCAUGUGCGCCGAGCGCACGGCCAUCCAGAAAGCCGUCUCCGAGGGCCACACCAGCUUCAAGGCCAUGGCCAUCGCCAGCGACUCCGAGGACGACUUCAUCGUGCCCUGCGGCGCCUGCAGGCAGGUCAUGCGGGAGUUUGGCCGUGACUGGGAUGUGUAUCUCACCAAGCCCGACGGCACCUACAUCAUCAAGAGGCUGGAGGAGCUUUUGCCGCUCUCCUUCGGGCCGGAAGACCUGAGGAAGCUGUGAUUUG